AGCUAAAUAAAUUAGGUAUUAGUACACAAGGGUGGAAGUGUGUGUGGCGGUUAGAAGUGGGGGAAUGGAAGAGAAAUACUCAAGCCUGGAAAUUGUGGAGGAGAGCCCAAACUCGGGUGUGUUCUUUCUUAUCUUAAAUCGUCCGUCACGACGGAACGCUCUCUCGCGCGAAUUCUUCAGCGAGUUCCCGAAAGCUCUGCACGCACUGGAUCACAACCCGGAGGUGAAGGUGAUCGUGUUGUCCGGCGCCGGGGACCACUUCUGCUCCGGCAUCGACCUCUCCCUCCUGGGAUCAACCGCCGCGAGUUCGGGUUCCUCCGGCUCCGGCGAAACCCUCCGGCGAGAGAUAAUGGCGAUGCAAGACGCGGUCACGGCCCUGGAACGGUGCCGGAAGCCGGUGAUCGCAAGCGUACAUGGGGCGUGCAUCGGCGGCGGAAUUGAUAUAGUGACGGCGUGCGACAUAAGGAUGUGCAGCGAGGAGGCGUUUUUCUCGGUGAAGGAAGUGGAUUUGGCCCUUGCCGCUGACCUUGGCACUCUUCAGAGGUUGCCGCUUAUUGUAGGGUUCGGCAACGCCAUGGAAUUGGCUUUGACCGGUCGCACUUUUUCCGGUAAGGAGGCUAAGGAGUUGGGUCUCGUUUCUCGCGUUUUCCUUUCCAAACAUGACCUCCAUCAGGCCGUCCGAGAUGUUGCUCAAGCAAUUGCGACCAAGUCUCCCCUUGCAGUUGUUGGGACAAAAACAGUGUUGCUUAAAAGUAGGGACUUAACUGUGGAUCAGGGGUUGGAUUAUGUUGCAACCUUGAAUUCUGCCAGAUUGCUAUCCCCUGACUUAACUGAAGCAGUGAUGGCACAGAAGCAGAAACGAAAGCCAGUUUUUUCCAAGCUCUGAAUGUUUGAAGAAGGGCAUGCAUUUGGUUGUUACAUGUUACUAAAUAAGUAGUAGUGUGUAUUUUGGAAUUGAAGACCACUGUUAUUGAUAUUUGUACCACAUAGUAAGAACUUUGCAUUCACUUUAAAGUCUGUCAGGGAAUAGGGAUUUGAGGAUAAGAUUCUUCUUGUUAUUUUCACCUUCCUUCCUUCACAAGGCUUCUUUACAAACUCCUAGUUCAGCUAUAAGACAUAUUUGCCUGUAUUCUGCCUUGCAAUUAGGGUUGGCUGAAAAGAACUGAACUGCACCGAACUGGUAUCGAACCGAAUUGAAUGUAAAAAACUGAACUGUUUUUUCCGUUCAGUCUUAAAAUGUUGAACUGCUAAAAGAGCAGUUCAGUGCACUGCCAAACUGUCGCUUAUGAGUUAAAAAAGAAAAAUGCAGUUUGCAAGGAACCUGUAUUUGUUUUUUACUGACCUCUAAUUUGGCUUCU
Glycine soja is the source of this 1358-nucleotide messenger RNA. Its product is annotated as delta(3,5)-Delta(2,4)-dienoyl-CoA isomerase, peroxisomal. NCBI's taxonomy places the organism in Eukaryota, Viridiplantae, Streptophyta, Magnoliopsida, Fabales, Fabaceae. The record is from RefSeq and is a predicted model, not a curated record. Gene Ontology annotation, molecular function: delta(3,5)-delta(2,4)-dienoyl-CoA isomerase activity. Gene Ontology annotation, cellular component: peroxisome. Bases 65 to 886 code for a protein of 273 amino acids. The transcript is spliced from 2 exons.